This is a messenger RNA of Entamoeba invadens IP1, 813 nucleotides long. RefSeq lists its product as hypothetical. The annotation marks the transcript as partial. Gene Ontology annotation, biological process: protein phosphorylation. Gene Ontology annotation, molecular function: protein kinase activity; ATP binding. The transcript has a single exon. Lineage: Eukaryota; Evosea; Mastigamoebida; Endamoebidae. The record is from RefSeq and is a predicted model, not a curated record.
UAUUAUAAAAACUUGACGAGAGAUCAAUACGCAGACUUUAAAAGCAAAAUGGAAAACAUCCAAUUUACAAUAAGUGCUGAAAGUAAUUACUUACAUAAACCAAUUGGGGGCAUUUUCAUGACAAACCGCAUGUGUGUUGUAUACCAAACAGUCGACGAAAUCCCACUGAGAGAGUUUUUGAAAAAAGAUAAUGUCAACACAUUGGUCAAAUUUUCAUUGAUGAGAGAUGUCGCAAAAGCACUUGAAGAGUUACACAACAACAAUAUGAUAUGUGGAAACUUAAAAGUAGGAAAUGUGCUGAUCACACGAGGCGAGGACGAAGACGGAAAUGAAACAUUUAAAGCAAAGUUAGUGGACUAUGGCGAUACCAGAAGUGUCAUGUGGGCGACUCAAAACCUCGUAAGAGCUUACGACGUGUUCUCACCAAAAUACAUCCCACCCGAAACAUUGAUUCAAAGAACUUACACACAAAAAUCGGAUAUGUACUCCUUUGGAAUGUUACUCGUGCAAGUCUUAAUUUCUACGAAAUAUUUCAAACCAGACGAAGACGACAUUGGAUACCCUGAAGAAGAAGUUCGAGACGAUCAUGGGUGUGUACUAAUACCUCAAAAUAUAUUACCAUGGGUAGUCACUAAAGCGGUGAUCGGUGGAAACAAACCAGUCUUUGAAAUGAGAAAGAACUUUAAGUUGCAAGAACUCGUAUCAAAGUGUUGUGCAAUGAACCCUAACGACAGAGUCACAGCAAGUACAGCAGCUACCGAAAUGGAAAGUAUUUUGGCCGACGAAGUAGAAAAGGAUAAAAAGAACGUUUAA